AUGAAAUUAAAAAAAUAAAUCUAAUUUUUAAUUUAAUUAAAAAAUAAAUCAAAAAAAUUAAAUAAAAUGAUGUAAAUUAAUGCAUAACUAACUGAGUAAUAAAAGUAAGAAUUACGCUUCUAUCAAAAAAUGAUGCAUUAUUUAAAUGUUUAAGAAGACAUAUUCUUUACAGACCAAAACAAACUAAAUUUUGAGAUAAAAUAAUAAAGAAAAUAAACUUUUACCUAAUUGAUUAAGUCAACAGAUGAUCCUAUAAAUUUAACUCUUCACUUUUUUUAAAAGAAAAAGAAUUAUAUUUUUAUAUAAAAUGAAAAAGAUAGUAAGCUAUAAAUUAAUCAAUUUGAUUAAAUUAUUAAUGACAAUAGAUUAUUUAGUGCUAUGUACUUUCUUAAUCUUUUCUAAAAUCCUACACAUCAUGUUUUACAUUCAGUGUACUUAAAAUUAUGCAAUCAUUAUAUGAGGGUUCUAAAAUUAAAUAAAAUUGUAGGAGAUCCUAAAAAUAUUAAAUGGAGAGAAUAUAAGACAAACUGGGGUUAAGCAACUUUAUAUUAAAAGUGCUUUUAAUAUUGUCCAGCUAAUUGUGAAUAAAAUUGCAAUUAGUGUGUUUAUUUUUUCUAAGAAUAUCAAUUAAAUAACACUUUUUUACCUAAAAAUAUUUAUUAAAACCCUCAAUACAUAUUUAGUGAUAUUUAGUAUUGGUUUGCUCAGAAAUUUGAUUGUUUAUUACAGCCUAUAAAAUUUUUACAGAAAUACUAAAUACCCAUUGCUACAAAGGAUUUCUUAAAAUAAUACGAUAGCGGUAAUCCAUGCAGAGCACUUUUUAGUACUACCGAAGAUAUAAAUACAUUUAAAUUUAUUUCAAUUUAAGUACAGCUUCAAAAUAAUUAGAAAAUAAAGAAUUUAAAAUCUUAUAAAUUUUGCUUAGAAAGAUAUGCCUGA
Molecule: messenger RNA, 939 nt
Organism: Tetrahymena thermophila SB210
Lineage: Eukaryota; Ciliophora; Oligohymenophorea; Hymenostomatida; Tetrahymenidae
Exons: 2
Source: RefSeq, a predicted model, not a curated record